AUGACGCAAGGAAACCAGUCCACCACUCCAGCUCACCCACGCACAAGCAACGAAGCCUCCAUCGCCCUCUUAGAAGACCACCAGAAAUCGCAAGCCCACGCCCAUGAGCUUCACUCCUAUCCCACCCAACCGCCAAACUAUCAAGAAGCAACGUCCGCGACACCUCUCCGCCGCACCACCACACUCCGAGACGUCGCCAAAAAGGCACAAUGGGCAGCAUACGGAAGCAUCCGGCACUGCUAUCAGCAAGCAAACUUUUGCGUCAUCCUGCAGUUCGUGCUGAGUUUCUUCGUCCUGGGCAGUGCGGCGGGCACGCUGGACAAGAGAGAUGUUUUGCCUGACACGACGCCGAUUGCGAUUGCGGCACUCGCUUUUGGAGUAUGGUUUAUACUCACGCUCUUCUUUCGUCUGCGCUACUCGGCUGCUUCGCCUACUACGGCCAAACCACCUACGUCGUACCUUGUGUGGACGGGGAUAUAUAUCCUUUUAUGGGGUGCAGCGUUGGCGUGCAGCGUUGUGCUGUUUCUUAUGGUCAAGCCGUAUAAGGAUGAGAGGGACAUGAACGUCACGUCUUACACUGGCUGUCGGAAAUCCGAGAAGAAGCCGUGUCAUCCGUUUACCAAGCGGUCAGCCUUGUUCACGAAUGGGGCUAUUAUGCUGUCAACUUGCUCAGCAGCGCUUGCCUUUGGAUUUCUUCAAAUCUGGAUUCUUUCCCGGCUAUGGCGGAGACAAUACACAGAGGCCGAAAUGCGAUCCGAGUAUGAAGCUACGCCGAAGAUGCCAAAGAUCAACUUUAGGGCGUCGUUUAAAGAGGGCUGGAAGAAGGGCUGGGAGGGUGAGCGAGCGAAGCAGGCUGCGGCGCAAACUGUGUAG
Molecule: messenger RNA, 873 nt
Organism: Pochonia chlamydosporia 170
Lineage: Eukaryota; Fungi; Ascomycota; Sordariomycetes; Hypocreales; Clavicipitaceae
Product: membrane-associating domain-containing protein
Exons: 3
Coding region: 1-873 (290 amino acids)
Source: RefSeq, a predicted model, not a curated record